Molecule: messenger RNA, 2881 nt
Organism: Chilo suppressalis (striped riceborer)
Lineage: Eukaryota; Metazoa; Arthropoda; Insecta; Lepidoptera; Crambidae
Source: the annotation of a GenBank genome assembly
CAUUAAUCUGUGUCAAGGAACGUAGAGAAAGCCUAGGUAUAUAUAUAUAUAGUACGUACAAGGUAUUUAUAUAACUACUUUAAUAUGUUAACUUGCGUGUGAGUUUUAAAUAUCGAUAGAACAUGGAUAGCACGUUUGGGAUUUCGUUACGCAUUACGCUUACGCGUUACAGGAUUAUACGUAUUAGAGAAUACAAUAAACUUUGCACUCGGCAAUCGGUGACGGUGAACAAUAAUCAUUGUCUAAUUUGACAAUUCACUGUUAUUUUGAUGAAUCCACCUCAGAUGAAUCUACAGAGCAAAUAAUAUUUUCUUGGUAAAUAAAAGCCGUUCCAACACUAUCUUUUCUAAUAUAAAAAUGUGUCUGUCCAAACAAGCAAUGAAUCUUUAGUGUUUUCAAUUAUAAAACAUCAACAUGAAACUCAUGGAAUCACUUUGGAAGUUGUUGUUAUACGUGAAAAUAUUGUACAUAGUGCGCUAUAUCAAACAAUACUUAAAAGUGUUUUCCGUUAUGUUCAUGCUGUACUACUUGAUUGGAGUAGAUUUUUAUGAAAUCAGAAAUCUGGAUUUUAAUCGUACAAAUUUACUCAUACAGAUGAGAUUGCACGACAGUAUUUUAAAUGAAAAGGGAACAGCUUGUCAAGUCCCAUUGCUUGAUCCAUUUUCCGAAGACGCUAUAAAAGAUGACUAUAACCUGCCAAAGGUCAAAUGCGAAGGCACAGAAUGGGUCGAAUGCUAUUUGUCAAAUUGUUACGUCAUCGAAGAGGUACUAAAGAUAAUGCAAUAUAUAUCAUGCAUCUAUAAAGACAUUAUAUACAUCGACGAUUUUAGAUACGAAAUAGGAAAACCAGUCAAACGGUAUGGCAAUGAAACCUAUACUCUAAAUAAAAGUGAUCAUAUCAAAGUUUCCUGCACCGGUUUGGAAGUCGGUGCUAUUUUGCCCACACGAUGGUAUGGACACAAAGUCGGUUUUCGGUCUUCUGAUCUACAGAGUCACAAUACUGAACAAAAAAGGGAAGCGUUCAAUCCCUGCAAAAUUUUAAAUAUUAUGGUCCUUUGUUUUAAAUCAGCCUCACGUAAUCGAUUUAUAAGACGGAUGCCCAAAAGCCACAAAGUGCUGGCUGAAGAAUUAAAGGCUUCCUUUUUCAACAUCCACAGUGUAACAGGUGACGGUACAACUGCCGCCUUGUUUCCUUUAAUGACGGGCAAAUCGGAAACAGAACUUCCAGAUACCAGAAAAGCAACUUCCAAAAAGUUAAUCGAUGACAAAAGUUUCAUAUUCUACGUUGCGAAGGAGUACGGGCAUUACAAUACUGCAUUUUUUGAGGAUAUAGAAUACAUAGACACUUUCCAGAAACGGUUCAAUGGCUUCGCACGCCAGCCAGCUGACCAUUACUUGAGAGCUUUGCACCUCGUAGCUAUUCAAGAUCACAAAUGGUUAGUUAACAAUAAGAACAAACACUGCUUUGGGUCGAUUCCAUUACAUAAGCAACUAUUAGAUUUAACACUACAAUUUUCUAAGUUGCAUAGUAAAUAUGUUUGUUUUACACUGAUAGGACAAAUCUACAAUGACAUUCAUAAUCUUCUUCUUACGGUCGAUGAACAUGUGGCAAUGUUUUUGCGGAACCUUAAAUAUUUUGGAGCGUUACGGAAUACUCUGUUGGUUGUACUCGGUGAUCAUGGGCCGAGGUUAGGCCAAUUUAGAGCUACAUACCAGGGAAAGCUUGAGGAGCGGCUACCAUUGAUGGCUAUGGUUUUGCCAAACGAUUUCAAAAAAUGUCGACCAAAAAUUGCAGCAGCCGUCGAAGCAAACACCAGGCUUAUAACGACACAUUUUGAUGUCCACGCCACGAUUCUCGCCGCGAUGGGUUUGGAGAAACACAUGAACGAUUUCAAAAUACCCGGCGCCACCGUGCCUCGAGGGAUGAGUUUGUUACGGCAGAUCCCUAAGAAUAGGACAUGUGGUGAAGCAGGGGUGCUGCCACAUUGGUGCGUUUGUUUCAACUGGUUGAACGUACCCAAACAUGAUUCCAUAUACAGGAAGGUUGCGGACGCAUUAGUUAACUAUGUAAAUAACUUGACUGUCCUUGUUAGGAGUGAUUGCGCCGAACGAAAGCUGACAUCUAUUAUUUGGGUGAUGAGACAGAGUCCAAACGAGGACGUUCUUAGACAUGAGCGAGUUAGAGAUGGAGUGACAAUGUAUUCGGGAAAUGACGGUGCAUUGAUGCGGGCAAGUAAGGAAUACUAUCAGGUCAAGGUGGAGCUUAGUCCAGAGCGAGCGGUGUUUGAAGGCACUUUGACCUACGAGAUGGUCGGAGACAAGUUUGGAAUGCGUCCUGGAGACAUUUCCCGAGUAAGCGCGCACGGUAUGGAGUCCACUUGCAUCUCUGACACUCAUCCUGAUCUUCUAGAGUUUUGUUAUUGCAUCCGCAAAGCUUCAUUCUCUUAUAAAACCUUCAAAGUUAUAUGAAAGCUAACACAUUUCUAAGUCCCAUCUUAAAAGUCAAUGAUAAUUCUCAUUCUCCAAAUGAUGGAAGUUUGCUUGUUAAUAUUAUAAAAUAGGGAAGAAAAAAAUGCAGUUUUACUUUUGAGCUUAAUUUUUACGUUGUAGCAAUUAAAACAUUAUACUUAAUAAGCUAGAUAUCAUGCUAAACGGCGGUUUCCUCAAUUUCCAUGCUUCUCGUACAUUAAAAUGGCGAUAUCUUGAAAGAUAAGUUAGCUCAUGUUGUUAUUUUACUACAUUAUUAACAAGAUCUACGCCUUACUUGUAUUUGUAUCACAGAUAACUACUACAUUAGUACUUGAAUUAACUUUGUUCAUCAGAUCUGAAUGACAUAGCGUUUUAUAAUAUCGUUAUUAUUUCUUUAACUAGCGGCCCGCCC